AUGCCGGCAAUCAAGAAGCGCAAGGUAGCCAGCGAGGCACCUGCAUCUGCACCUGUAGAUGAUAACGAUGUCAGCUCUGUGAGCUCUCAGUCUGCCGACGAGGCCGCCGAUCACGAGGCCACCAAUUCCGAUGAGAAGUCUACCAGCGCUCUGAAGACUUUCAAAGAGCUAGGAGUGAUUGACUCUAUUUGUGAGGCGUGCACCAAUCUCGGAUACAAAGCGCCAACUCAAAUCCAAGCAGAGGCCAUUCCAUUGGCUCUUCAAAAUCGUGAUCUUAUCGGCCUUGCGGAGACAGGCUCAGGAAAGACAGCAGCAUUUGCUAUCCCGAUUCUUCAAGCGCUCAUGGAGAGUCCCUCUGCUUUCUUCGCGCUGUGUCUCGCUCCAACCCGUGAACUGGCAUACCAAAUUGGAAAGUCUUUCGACUCCCUUGGCUCUACGAUAAACGUUCGAACAACAGUUAUUGUCGGAGGCAUGGAUAUGGUCCCCCAGUCUAUCGCUCUGGGCAAGAAGCCGCAUAUCAUUGUAGCAACACCUGGUCGGUUGCUUGAUCAUUUGGAAAACACAAAGGGUUUCUCCUUGCGUGCCCUGAAAUAUCUCGUUAUGGACGAAGCCGAUAGAUUGCUUGAUAUGGACUUCGGACCGCUUCUUGACAAGAUCCUCAAGGUCCUUCCCCGCGAGCGUCGCACGUUCCUGUUUUCUGCAACUCUCAGUUCAAAGGUCGAAUCGUUACAACGCGCCUCUCUCUCCAACCCACUUCGAGUAUCAGUCUCUUCCAGCAAAUACCAGACUGUCUCGACCCUCCAACAAUACUUCCUCCUCCGCCCCCACAAACACAAAGAUGUCUAUCUAAUCUACCUGCUGAAUGAGUUUGUCGGUCAGUCGGCCAUCAUCUUCACGAGGACUGUUCAUGAGACGCAACGUGUUGCCUUCCUUCUCCGCACCCUCGGCUUUGGUGCUAUCCCUCUUCAUGGACAGCUUUCCCAAUCAGCUCGACUGGGUGCCUUGGGCAAAUUCAGAUCCCGUAGCAGAGACAUCCUCGUUGCGACAGACGUCGCUGCUCGUGGUCUCGAUAUUCCCUCUGUCGAUGUGGUUUUGAACUUCGACCUUCCCACCGACAGCAAAACCUACAUUCAUCGUGUGGGUCGUACUGCCAGAGCAGGCAAGUCCGGAGUAGCGAUCAGCUUCUGCACUCAGUACGAUGUGGAGAUCUGGCAAAGAAUCGAGGGUGCUCUUGGCAAGCAGCUUUCGGAGUAUGAAGCCGCCAAGGACGAAGUCAUGGUGCUUGCAGAGAGGGUUGGCGAGGCUCAACGCCAGGCGAUCAUGGAGAUGAAGAGCAUCGAUGAGAAGAAGGGAACCAGAGGCAAGAGGUUUGGCAAGGGCAAGCGCUCUCGCGAUGAGAUGGAUCAGGAGGAAGGUUAA
Messenger RNA from Penicillium daleae, 1419 nucleotides. It is a transcript of the gene rrp3, whose product is annotated as RNA-dependent ATPase RRP3. Bases 1 to 1419 code for a protein of 472 amino acids. The record is from RefSeq and is a predicted model, not a curated record. NCBI's taxonomy places the organism in Eukaryota, Fungi, Ascomycota, Eurotiomycetes, Eurotiales, Aspergillaceae. Gene Ontology annotation, molecular function: RNA helicase activity; ATP binding; nucleic acid binding. The transcript has a single exon.